AAGGGAAGAAGAGGAGGAAGAGGAGGAGGAGGAGAAGGAGGAGAAGCCUUAACUUGUGUAAAGUAAAAAAGAAAGAAAAGCAACUCUUUCUUUUAGCUAUUUAUAGUCUCAAAAUUGGUCCAUUGCUUCUCCCAACAUUGCUGGCUAUCAGUAACAACAAGGCUAUAACAAUGGCUGCUGAGAAGGUUGAAACUGUUAUAGCUGGAAAUUACAUAGAAAUGGAGAGAGAAGAAGACAAUUCAAAGUCCUCUAAGACCAAAUUUUCAGAGUUAUUUUGGCAUGGUGGCUCUGUAUACGAUGCUUGGUUUAGCUGUUCUUCUAAUCAGGUUGCACAAGUGCUUCUUACAUUGCCUUACUCAUUUUCACAACUUGGAAUGUUAUCUGGAAUUCUUUUUCAACUAUUCUAUGGUUUGAUGGGAAGUUGGACUGCUUACCUUAUAAGUGUUCUAUACGUUGAGUACAGAACUAGAAAGGAAAGAGAAAAGGUUGAUUUUAGGAAUCAUGUCAUUCAGUGGUUUGAAGUGCUUGAUGGGUUGCUAGGGAGACACUGGAGAAAUGCAGGCCUAUUUUUCAAUUGCACUUUUCUUCUAUUUGGAUCGGUGAUUCAAUUGAUUGCUUGUGCAAGCAAUAUUUACUAUAUUAAUGACAAUCUGGACAAGAGGACAUGGACCUACAUAUUUGGAGCAUGUUGUGCAACUACUGUCUUCAUUCCUUCAUUUCAUAAUUAUAGAAUUUGGUCAUUCUUAGGCCUUAUUAUGACUACUUAUACUGCUUGGUAUCUCACAAUUGCUUCCCUUACUCAUGGACAGGUUGAAGGAGUGAAACACUCUGGUCCAACCAAAAUGGUUCUCUACUUUACUGGGGCCACCAACAUUCUUUACACCUUUGGUGGGCAUGCUGUCACAGUGGAAAUUAUGCAUGCAAUGUGGAAGCCACAGAAAUUCAAGCUAAUAUAUUUGUUGGCAACAUUAUAUGUAUUAACCCUAACACUACCUUCAGCUUCUGCUGUUUAUUGGGCAUUUGGGGAUUUACUACUUACACAUGCUAAUGCUCUCUCCUUACUCCCAAGAAAUGGAUACAGAGACGCUGCUGUUAUUCUCAUGCUAAUCCAUCAGUUUAUAACAUUUGGAUUUGCUUGCACCCCUUUAUACUUUGUGUGGGAGAAAUUCAUUAGAGUACACGAAACAAAGAGUCUGUUCAAGAGAGCAUUGGCUAGACUUCCUGUGGUGGUACCAAUUUGGUUCCUAGCUAUUAUCUUCCCAUUUUUUGGUCCUAUUAACUCAACUGUUGGAUCUCUUUUAGUCAGCUUCACGGUCUAUAUAAUUCCUGCAUUAGCACACAUAAUAACUUUCUCUACCGCGUCGGCCCGGGAGAAUGCAGUAGAGAGGCCACCAUCAUUUCUAGGAGGUUGGGUUGGAUUGUUUUGUGUGAAUCUAUUUGUAGUAGUAUGGGUUUUUAUUGUGGGAUUUGGGUUUGGAGGAUGGGCAAGUUUGCUCAAUUUCAUACAUCAAAUUGAUUCAUUUGGUCUAUUCACCAAGUGCUAUCAGUGCCCUCCUCACAAGGCUUGAUAAGAAGAUUCCCCCAAUUUUCAAAAGGCAAGUUUAACAAUUUAAUAUACUUUAAAUUAAUUAAGGAAGUGUGUAAAGAGAUUGGCAUUUGUAACCUUUUCUUUCCUUUUUUUUUUUUUUUUUUUUU
Molecule: messenger RNA, 1695 nt
Organism: Jatropha curcas
Lineage: Eukaryota; Viridiplantae; Streptophyta; Magnoliopsida; Malpighiales; Euphorbiaceae
Product: auxin transporter-like protein 3
Source: RefSeq, a predicted model, not a curated record